Messenger RNA from Pedinophyceae sp. YPF-701, 1341 nucleotides. NCBI's taxonomy places the organism in Eukaryota, Viridiplantae, Chlorophyta, Pedinophyceae. The record is from the annotation of a GenBank genome assembly.
AUGGACACGUCCGCGGAAGUCACGCUGGGCGAGAGCCUGAUGGACACGGAGGACCAUCCGCUGAGGCCCAGCUUCUUCGAGAUGGCCGCCGCGGAGCGCCUCGAGGCCUCGUUGACGCAGGCAGUGCGCUACGCCAUCACGGCGGCCUCGGAGCGCCACGGGUGGGCGGGCGUGCUGUCCGACGUGCAAGAUGAACUCGUCGCCCUCGUGCUGCACCUGGUGCACGCGUCCGCCCUCAACGGCAGCGACGCGUCCUUCUCUGAGACGCUCUACGGCCUGCAGCGCGUCCCCUCGACGCAGCGGCGGCGCGACGCGGGCGCCGCGCGGCGCGCGGCCGACGGCAGACAGGCGCCAGCGCCACUUCAGAUAUCGGGGAUUCCCUUGCUGCGGUUGCAACAUCGACAUAGCUCUCUCAUGGUCCUCGUCUGGCUCCCGUACAUCUGCACCAAGCUCGACCGCGCGUACCGCGAGCUCCGCGAGCUCCAGCUGCUCCGCGGGGACCUCGACGCCCGCGCUACCCCCCUCGCCAGAGAGCUGACUACGCCCAGCGAAGCAACGCCCUCGGAGCGCGACGGGCAGGGCGGCGCGGCGUCGCCGCCCGCGAACAUGACGACCGUCGCCCUGCGCGCCGUCCGCCGCGUGCGGAGGUGGGUGGACGGCGCCGUUGCCAGCGCUCCCGCGUGGCCUGAGGUGGUGUUGUUUUUGUACCCUGUCGUCCACGUGGGCUGGGAGGGCCUGCGGCUGGCGUACCAGGUGGCGUACUUGCUCGAGCUCGGGACGUACUUCGCGCCGGAGCACCGCCUCGCGGGCGUGCGGCUGCGGCGCGCCACCGCAACAGACGCGCGGCUCAUGCAGGCGCGCACGCGAGCCGCGCGAGCGCAGGCCACGGCGCAGGCGCGCAUGGCCGGCAACAUCGUCGGCCCGAUCCGGGAGUUCGCCGUCAGGGCGGCGCACUGGGCGUCUGAUUGCGCGCAGGGCGCGCUGGUCAUCUCCGUGCUGGCGUUCAAGGCGAUCGAGUGGUGGUACGUCACGGGCGAGGAGCACGUAGGUGCAGCGCCGCCAGCGGCGCCGCCGCCGCCGCCGCCCGCGCCGUCCCCUGCGCCGCCGCCGCCCGCGGGAAGCGAGAAGGCGGGCGGCGCGAAGCGGCACGUUUCGAUCCCGGCCGACCCGCGCACGUGCCCGCUGUGCUGUCAGACCCGCAGCAACCCUGCGGUGUGCGCGCGGUCGGGGUAUCUGUUCUGCUACACGUGCUUGAUGGCGUGGACGCGGGAGCACCGGUGCUGCCCGAUCACGCACACGCCCGCCGGCGAGGAGCACGUGCGGCGCCUGUUCCUGCAGUGA